AAUAUCACUCACACAUGAUGAAUGGGUCUACCUGCUCUUUUUUGUACUACUCAGUAGGCACACAAAUCUUGCCUCAUAUUCUUGACUGAGACAUCCCCUUACGGAACUUCAUUUUCAAUAUCUACUUGCCAUUUUCUGCAAUCAAAUGCCAUAAAGUUUUCAACUUUAGCUGAUUCGUGACGUUUUUGCCUCUGGCUGUUCCCCUUUUGGUCGCUUGAACUAACUCUACUAUCUCUUUCUCUCUCUCUCUCUCUCUGUUUGUUGUUUUUCUGUGAUCAUCUCAAUUGGGUAGAAGAAGAAGUGCUCAAUUUUCGUUUUUUGUUUCAGCUGAGACUAGCAGUUUCUGAAGAGGGAAUAGCUUAUUCUCUACUUUGUUGAAGUGUGCAAAUGGCUUCACUUGGUGAUAUAGGACUUGCAGCAGCAAUAAACCUCCUCAGUGCAUUAACUUUCUUAAUUGCAUUUGCUGUGCUCCGGAUACAACCUAUAAAUGAUAGAGUGUACUUUCCGAAAUGGUAUUUGAAGGGUUUAAGGACCAGUCCUUUGCACUCAGGAGCAUUUGUGAGCAAGUUUGUCAAUUUAGACUUCAAUUCUUAUAUAAGGUUCUUGAAUUGGAUGCCGGCAGCAUUGCAAAUGCCAGAACCGGAACUAAUUGACCACGCAGGCCUGGAUUCCGCCGUGUACUUGAGGAUAUACUUGCUCGGGCUAAAAAUAUUUGUCCCCAUUGCACUCCUUGCAUUUUCUGUUAUCGUACCUGUCAAUUGGACCAACGACACCCUGAAGCGUUCAAAUUUGGUUUACAGUAGCAUAGAUAAGCUUUCCAUUUCAAACAUUCCAUUAGGAUCAAACAGAUUUUGGACCCAUUUGGUAAUGGCCUAUGCUUUUACCUUUUGGACAUGCUAUAUCUUGAAAAGGGAGUAUCAGAUUAUUGCAACAAUGAGGUUGCAUUUUCUUGCUUCAGAACGACGCCGUCCCGACCAGUUCACAGUACUUGUUAGGAAUGUACCACCUGAUCCUGAUGAAUCAGUUAGUGAGCUAGUGGAGCAUUUCUUCUUGGUCAACCAUCCAGACCACUAUCUCACUCAUCAGGUUAUCUACAAUGCAAAGAAACUUUCUAGCCUAGUUGCUAAGAAGAAGAAAAAGCAGAACUGGCUUGACUACUACCAACUUAAAUAUUCUAGAAAUCAGACCGAAAGGCCAACUAAAAAGACUGGAUUUUUAGGACUUUGCGGCAAUAGGGUGGACGCAAUUGAUUUUUACACAGACGAAAUCGAUAAACUUUCAAAAGAAAUUGAAUUGGAGAGAGAGAAAGUCAUAAAAGAUCCUAAAUCCAUAAUGCCAGCAGCUUUUGUUUCUUUCCGAACUCGUUGGGGUGCAGCAGUUUGUGCCCAAACUCAGCAGUCCAGAAAUCCAACCACAUGGCUUACUGAAUGGGCUCCGGAACCUCGUGAUGUGUAUUGGAAUAACAUGGCCAUACCAUAUGUUUCCCUCACAAUAAGGAGGCUUAUAGUUGCAGUGGCUUUCUUCUUUCUGACAUUCUUUUUCAUGAUUCCUAUCGCAUUCGUGCAGUCACUUGCCAACAUUGAAGGCAUUGAAAAAGCAGCUCCCUUCUUGAGGGCCUUUAUUGAGAUACCAUUUAUAAAAUCUUUUAUACAAGGUUUCCUUCCUGGGAUUGCUUUGAAGAUAUUCCUCAUUUUUCUGCCAACAAUAUUGAUGAUAAUGUCAAAGUUCGAAGGGUUUAUAAGCACGUCUGCUCUCGAAAGGAGAUCAGCAACAAGAUAUUAUAUCUUUCAGUUCAUAAAUGUAUUUCUUGGGAGCAUAAUUACUGGGACUGCUUUCCAGCAACUGGAUAAGUUUAUCCACCAGUCUGCGAAUGAAAUUCCGAAGACUAUUGGUGUCUCAAUUCCAAUGAAGGCAACUUUCUUCAUAACCUAUAUAAUGGUUGAUGGUUGGGCUGGUUGUGCUGGUGAGAUUCUAAGGUUGAAGCCAUUGAUAUUCUAUCACUUGAAAAACACCUUCUUGGUGAAGACUGAAAAGGACCGCGAAGAAGCAAUGGAUCCGGGAACCAUUGGUUUCAAUACAGGAGAACCACAAAUUCAACUUUAUUUCUUACUUGGCCUUGUUUAUGCUGUGGUCACCCCUUUUCUACUUCCAUACAUCAUCGUCUUCUUCGGUUUUGCAUAUGUUGUCUAUCGUCAUCAGAUUAUAAAUGUGUACAACCAAGAAUAUGAGAGUGCUGCAGCUUUCUGGCCUGAUGUACAUGGCCGCAUUAUAUUUGCUUUAGUGAUCUCACAGCUUCUAUUAAUGGGAUUACUGAGUACAAAAGAAGCUUCUAACUCAACUCCAUUGCUCAUCACUCUCCCUGUUUUAACCAUUUGGUUUCAUCGCUUCUGCAAAGGGCGAUAUGAACCUGCUUUCAUUCGGCAUCCAUUACAGGAAGCAAUGAUGAAGGACACGUUGGAGCGUGCCCGAGAGCCGAACUUCAAUUUGAAAGAGUUCCUACAGAGUGCUUAUAUCCAUCCUGUUUUCAAGGGUAGCGACGAAGACAGCGAGAGCGAAGCAAUGAGUGAAGAGGGUGAGCAGGAACCGGUGCUUGUCCAAACGAAACGACAGUCUCGGAAGAACACACCGGCACCUAGCAAACAUAGCAGUUCAUUGUCAUCCCCCCUCCAUGAAUCUGCUGAUAAACAUUUGCGGCCUUAA
Molecule: messenger RNA, 2700 nt
Organism: Arachis stenosperma
Lineage: Eukaryota; Viridiplantae; Streptophyta; Magnoliopsida; Fabales; Fabaceae
Product: CSC1-like protein At3g21620
Exons: 12
Coding region: 388-2700 (770 amino acids)
Cellular component (GO): plasma membrane
Molecular function (GO): calcium-activated cation channel activity
Source: RefSeq, a predicted model, not a curated record